This is a messenger RNA of Mesorhabditis spiculigera, 960 nucleotides long. Lineage: Eukaryota; Metazoa; Nematoda; Chromadorea; Rhabditida; Rhabditidae. The record is from the annotation of a GenBank genome assembly.
AUGUCCCUAACGCUGCUGAGCAGCACAUUCUGUAAGCAAUGCCAACAAUAUUUCGCCAGCAGCUACGCCUUGAUCGCACAUUUUGAGAUUAUCCAUCUGCCCGAUGUCAUCGCAGCAGAGCGACGGCGCGAAGAGCAAGGCCCUGCUGUCGCACGCGCUAGUUUGCCGCUGUCCUAUUAUUGCCGAGUUUUUCCGGAAGACGAGCCGGCACCCCAGCCCGUUGCUCCUCCCCUGAGGACGAAGCUACCGUUUCUGUUUAAUCGAAAACGAAACAUACAAGGUCAUCUAACGGAAAUGUACCAGAUGCCGGUCGUCGGACGGCGUACGGAAGACGCACAAAAUUACACCGAAGAUGAGGACAGCAACAUGUCCGAGAUUGACCUUGACGAAGCGGAUCCGAGCGAUCCAAACAUAUCCGUGCGCUACAAAUGUCAAAUUCCAUCGUGCGGCAAGCAGUACAAAAACGUGCACGGCGUCCGGCAUCACAUGCUGUCCACGCACGGCGAUCAGAGGAAUCCCCAGCAGGUCAUCGUGCAUCCGGAGCAUAUACCGGCGAACAAGAAUGGGCGGCCAUUCAAAUGCCCACAUUGCUCGAAGCGCUAUAAAUCGCCACAGGGGUUGAGCCAACAUCUGAGCAAAGAGCAUAUGCGGAUGGACAAUGGCGGAAGUGGUUCUAUCUCGGCCCCGAUGUCGCCUACUCCAAUUCUCGAACAGAAACUAGCGCAAGGAAUGCGUCCCAUCGCCAGCCAACCACAUCUGAUGGGCAUGGCGCAAGGAAAUCACCAAAUGCGCCAACUCCCUGUCGGCAACAUGGAGAUGCAAGGCCAGGGCACCUAUCACCAGAUUCCGGAAUAUCAGGCCGAUCAGCCAACGGGAGCCGUCCUCCAGGCGCGCCUGCAGCGACCUACAGUAUGUGCAAAAUUUAUUCUCAAACGGGUACUCGUAUCAAUCUGGACAAGU